UCCACAAUAUUUUUGCAUUCUCGAAUCAAAAAACCUCUCCUCUUUCACUUUCUAUAGAUCAAUUAAUUUACCAAAGAACAUUGAGAUAAUCGUAAAAAUAUAAUCGAUUCGUCAAUAUUCUGUGAGUUGUAAUAUCUCCAAUGGCUACAAUUGGGAACAACAAUCUUAAUGCGAAACUUGUUUUGCUUGGUGAUAUGGGAGCAGGUAAAUCAAGUCUUGUUUUGCGAUUCGUCAAAGGUCAAUUUCUCGAGUUUCAGGAAUCAACAAUUGGAGCAGCGUUUUUCUCACAGACGUUGGCUGUGAAUGAUGCAACUGUUAAAUUUGAGAUUUGGGAUACGGCUGGUCAAGAGAGAUAUCAUAGCUUGGCUCCUAUGUACUACAGAGGAGCUGCUGCUGCAAUAAUUGUUUACGACAUAACUAGCACGGAGUCUUUCACGCGUGCAAAGAAGUGGGUGCAAGAACUACAGAAACAAGGUAACCCCAACAUGGUUAUGGCACUUGCUGGAAAUAAAGCCGACUUAGAAGAAAAAAGGAAGGUGACAGCUGAGGAAGCUCGUGUUUAUGCCGAAGAGAAUGGUCUUUUCUUCAUGGAGACCUCUGCAAAGACUGCUAUCAACGUCAACGACAUAUUCUAUGAAAUAGCAAAGAAGUUGCCCCGUGCUCAACCUGCACAAAACCCAACAGGGAUGGUUCUUGUAGACAGACCAGCAGAAAGAUCCCAAGCUGCAUCAUGCUGUUCCUCCUAAGUACUUUUUUCCUGUUCUAGUAUUAAAUUUUGUUUCUUAGAUUUACAAUAAAGACAAUCAAGCUCUAUAAAUGGUUUAGAGAAGGUGUACCUAGAAGUGGCAAGUGAAAUCCUUGGAGCUUGCGAGCUGUGUUUUGGAUACACAUUGUAAAAGACUCUAUUUUCUCUCAUCCAGUGUCUUACGUAGUAAGAAGGAACAUGGACCUGUGUCUGAACUUUUCUCUAAUUUCUUUGAGGUUUGUUCAGUCUAUAUAUGUUCCUGAACCUUGUAAAUGUGUUAGUAUAUAACGUGUGCACCGUUAUUGAAAGAUAUUGUGAUGAGUUUGAUAUUCAGUUGUUCUUAUGUCGUUACUCAUGUUUACUUUGCAUAUAUGACAUUAUUUUGGGAACAA
Papaver somniferum (opium poppy) is the source of this 1137-nucleotide messenger RNA. Its product is annotated as ras-related protein Rab5-like. The record is from RefSeq and is a predicted model, not a curated record. NCBI's taxonomy places the organism in Eukaryota, Viridiplantae, Streptophyta, Magnoliopsida, Ranunculales, Papaveraceae. The coding region runs from base 141 to 746 and encodes 201 amino acids. Gene Ontology annotation, molecular function: GTP binding; GTPase activity. The transcript is spliced from 8 exons.